UUCUGGCUCACAGUCAUGUCCUUUCAUGUUCCUCAGAUCGAUUUUGUGGCUCACGAUGACAUCCCGUACUCCUCAGCAGGGAGUGAGGAUGUCUACAAACACAUCAAGGAGGCAGGGAUGUUUGUUCCUACUCAGCGGACAGAAGGCAUCUCCACAUCGGACCUGAUCACCAGGAUCGUCAGAGACUACGACGUCUACGCCCGACGCAACCUCCAACGAGGAUACACGGCCAAGGAGCUCAACGUCAGCUACAUCAACGAGAAGAAGUACCGGCUGCAGAACCAGGUGGACCGGAUGAAGGAGAAGGUGCGCACGGUGGAGGAGAAGAGCAAACACUUUGUCUACCGGGUGGAGGAGAAGAGCGCCGACCUCAUCCAGAAGUGGGAGGAGAAAUCCAGAGAGUUCAUCGGAAACUUCCUGGAACUGUUUGGACCCGACGGGACCUGGGUAAGUUACUCUUCUUUAAUAAAGGACUUGUUACAGAGUAUUCCUACACUUUGGUUCUUCUACUUUUACUCAAGUACAAGAUGUGAGUACUUCCCCCACCUCUUGUAAUAACAUCUAUUCAAU
Notothenia coriiceps (black rockcod) is the source of this 570-nucleotide messenger RNA. Its product is annotated as choline-phosphate cytidylyltransferase B-like. Lineage: Eukaryota; Metazoa; Chordata; Actinopteri; Perciformes; Nototheniidae. The record is from RefSeq and is a predicted model, not a curated record. Gene Ontology annotation, biological process: CDP-choline pathway. Gene Ontology annotation, molecular function: phosphatidylcholine binding; choline-phosphate cytidylyltransferase activity. Bases 16 to 555 code for a protein of 179 amino acids. The transcript has 3 exons.